CGGCGAAUUCAGCCUAAACACCCCCGAACAACGGUUUGCAACGAACCAUGGAACCAAAUCGAACUCGUAGCGAAAACACAAGGCCGACUAACUUAUACUCUUCACAUACUUUUUGUUCAGAUCGGAUAUAUAUCAAGCAACUUGUAAAUACGUACCUUGGGGACUCGAUUCAUGAGAAACGGGGUAUUCCUCAACACCCUUAUUUUGGCGAAGCCCCUUCUGAAGGAGGACGCCGUUUAUUGCAUCAACAUGGACGAAUUCUGGCAUCAUAGCGUGCCCUAUGUUCACAAAAUUUUCGUCAUGUACUUGACCAACUUGAUCACUGGAAGUCAAGCAUUGAUAUACGCGAAAAGCGCUUGUCCUAAAAGCGAUACUUCCACCGAGUUUCUGACCAAUUCUGAUGAACUUGCUGACAUCAUUCUGGAGAUCUUAAUGCAAGUGCCCAUACCCUUGAGGCGAAACAUAGUGGCCAUAGUGUCUGACAGGUUCCGGAUGAACAUUCGUGCCCUGACUAUAUUGGAGGACAUAUGUCCUUACGUGCCACCUCCACACGUAUUCGAUGUGACACAUUUGUUAAAUUACUUCAUAAAGGAAUCCGAUAUCUCCUGUGAAAACAAUGUUCUUUUGCUGGUGGACACGGUAUUCAAAAGACAGGAAUACCGAAAUCAGCUUAACGAAAUACAGCAAAGAUGCAAAUCCAUUAAUUACGACACGCUGGCUCUCUUCUGGGCCUUCAUAAGCAGUAUUAAGGAGACUCUAAAGAACAUUUUCCAAGUCAUUGAUAAGGAUGAGUUCGUUUUGACAAAACUUAACAGCGACCGGAUGGAGCAAAAGGGGAAGUCGUUUGUGAGACAUAUGCCGGUCAUGCCCCUAAAGAUGUGUGCCGAGGGUGGUGGAUUGCUGAGUUUUAUGGUUUAUGACGCAGCAAGUGAUCUUUAAAUAAAAUUAAAAAUUAUGUACCCAUGA
Molecule: messenger RNA, 966 nt
Organism: Drosophila willistoni
Lineage: Eukaryota; Metazoa; Arthropoda; Insecta; Diptera; Drosophilidae
Exons: 4
Coding region: 172-939 (255 amino acids)
Source: RefSeq, a predicted model, not a curated record